CGUAGCAAGACGACCCACCCGGGCAGACUUGCGCGAUUAAGGAAGGCAUCUGAUGUCUAUAUUUUUUUCAGAGAUUUUUUGAUUUUUAGCAUAUUUUAUGUUGCCUUCACAUUAUAUCGCUUUUACUCAAAUUAUUAAAUAGUUAUUUUAUUCAUACCUAUUCGUAGCCCUAACAUUUCCUUAGCUCAAGCUCUGGUAUGCACAAACAAAAUUCGACCUUGGCUUUGUUCCGUGGCUUAUAUAAGUCAGGCACAGUUCAGGCGCACGACUGCCAGUGUUUGUAAUAAUUUCUGGCUAUUAUCACUUAUACUGGCCAUUCGAUAAUUGAAAUGAAAUAAUGUACGCGUUGCCUAUAAAUAGCCAGGUAAACAGUUUAAACAGUUGACAAAAGUAUAGUGCAUAAUUAUUAUUGGUAGCGCAAUUAUUAUUGGUAAAUAUUUCCUUAUAUUUUCUGAAAUCGUAAAUCAUGCUAACAUUAGGUUUUCUGGCAUGGCCAUAUCUAAUGGCUGCAAAAAAGAAAUUGUUUUCCGAUCGCAAGAUGAAAGAACCAGAAAGAAAAGAUAAUGAAAAAAUAUCUGCCAACAACAGCAACAUAGUGGACAAGCGAUCAACGGCCACCACUCCCCUACAGCAAGCCGCGGAACUGCUGGAACGCAGCCAGCAGUUACUGCAGGCCGCGUACGCGGAGGCAGCCGCCCACGCGACUACGGCGGCACGGGUACGCCGGAUGUCCACGGCAGAGCUACGCCGGGACCCGGUACUGUGGGUAGCCUACACCCGCGGGUGGGACGACCGCGCGGGCAAGGCGACCAACGUGGAUCCCAAACCCGCGGUAACCAACAGGUCCCAGAGCCCAAGACGGCCCGUACAGCCAGCUGGCACACCGCGACCGCCCCCGAUACCGCAGUCUGCACGGUUGCUCCGACCACCCCCCCAACCACUCAUGGCAGUACUGGUCCCACGACCAAAAUUCUUCAUACCGCCAACACCGCCCGCGACGAGGAAAGUGGACCAGAAAAGUGCCCAAAGGCCACCGACAACAGCGCCAUCACAAAAUUCGAGGCAACGCCGGAACCAGUCUCGGAUGCGGGAAUACCGGGGACAGAAAAAGGCCGGCAAACCCACCACCUCCCAACAGUACCGCCUGGAAAAACCGGCACCCUCAACCACCCAACCGGCACCAGGCCCAAAGUCGUUGGAGGCAACCAACACGCCUGUCCCCGAGGCCAAGACACCGGAGGUAGCAAUGCCUACCGGACAAGCCGAGGCCACGGAACAACCGGCCACCGCCACUUCAAUUCCGGUCGAUAUGAAGAUAUCACCGGAUGAGGAAAAGGAGCUGCUGUGUGACAUGAUGGAUGUUGGUCCCCCAGACGACGAGGACAUGGUGUUCCAAAGCACCAGCCACGACCCCACGACGCCACCACGACAUGGGUAGACAGUCCGGAGCGCGACCGCUACACAAACUGUCUACGCCAGCCACCGAUCCACCCAUACACCCACCGGAAGCGGCCGGACAACCGCCGUCACUAUUCUGUGAUUGAUACGAUGAUAGCAUACAACACGUGUGUCAGCUCGAUUAUACUAUUGUCUAGCCGUUGCACCACAUAAGAAAAUUGUUGCACCUAGUUUUGUUUAACCUGUUAUAUUGUAAAAUACACUGUUUCA
Rhopalosiphum padi (bird cherry-oat aphid) is the source of this 1668-nucleotide messenger RNA. RefSeq lists its product as uncharacterized. Bases 467 to 1438 code for a protein of 323 amino acids. Lineage: Eukaryota; Metazoa; Arthropoda; Insecta; Hemiptera; Aphididae. The record is from RefSeq and is a predicted model, not a curated record. The transcript is spliced from 3 exons.